Molecule: messenger RNA, 4661 nt
Organism: Pocillopora verrucosa
Lineage: Eukaryota; Metazoa; Cnidaria; Anthozoa; Scleractinia; Pocilloporidae
Product: serine/arginine repetitive matrix protein 2
Biological process (GO): epithelial to mesenchymal transition; neuroblast delamination; neuroblast division in subventricular zone
Cellular component (GO): centrosome
Source: RefSeq, a predicted model, not a curated record
CCUCGUUUCCAUGGAGGAAGAGUGCUUAAGCUUAAAGGAAUGGUCGUAGCGUAGUGACUGAAACGUGAACUAUUCUCCUUAAUUAUCGACGAUUCCCCUUGAGAGAUCAUCUAAACAAGGAGGGAAGUGUUCAGGACUAUGCCUCAAGUAUGUCUUAGCGUAAAAAAUGAGAAAUCUGCGAGAAAAUAACAGGGAAAAUUGCAGAUCUUUUGCGGAGCAUGUUUGAAAGAUGGCUGAAUUUCAAGGCCAACCGACUGCAACCGCCUUUAGGAGACAAAGGACUUUCUCGGAAAGCUCGACGGAUGUUUCAGCCGGGGUUGAUUUACAGGAAAGGUUGAGGAAAGAGAAGUCACAACGUAAAGAGACUGACGAAGUUUAUCAGCGACUACAGGACGAUUACGACGAACUUCUCAAAAAAUACGCACAGGCCGAGAACACUAUAGAUCAACUUAGGAUAGGUGCUAAACUUAACUUGUACAGCGAUUUGCCUCCACCACAACAAAGCUCAUUUGUAAAAGUCUCGGUUCACAAUCAGCCUGGCGUAUUCAGAUUUCCUAAAAGUCGCCAAGCUAUUUUAAGCGAAGAUAGUUUUCCUCUAACCGAAGGAUCUCACGCUAUACCGCAAAAUGGCAACCAACGCACCUCAAGUUCAGGGACUGAUUCUUCUCCAGCAAAUCCAUCGUGUCCCGAUGGAAGAGGAGCCCGAUUUAGGGCAGCUUUAGCGUCUAAAUUGCAGUAUUUUCAAGAAGACGUAGACGCUUUGCAAAGCCAUGUCAUGGAAGGACAAUGGGGAGAGCUUGAACUUCAAGAAUUGAGGGAUAUGUGCGAGCAGUUGAAAGCACAAAACGGGAAUUUGAAACAAGAAUUGCUGCAGAUCCAACGAUUGGAAAAUGGACGAGAUCCAGAGUCCUUUGAAAACGAAAGUUUUACUGGUGAUUUUCAACCUGAGGACAGUCUUGAUGGACAGCUGUAUCGAUGUGGGCUGCGACUGGAAGAAAUUUCAGAGCAGCUUGGGCACCAUACUACUCCAUCUGAUGAUCCUCGCAGUCAACAGGAAAGGAGAAAUAGUUACAGUGAUUUGUUAGACAGACCAAGGGACAAUCAUCGUGCAGCAUCAGCAGAAAAUCAGAGACCUGAGGGUGAUCUACAGAAUCUAAUGCAGAGACUGAGAAACAUCAAGGAGGCAAGCAGAAAUGAUGCUUUGAGAGAAGGGAACAGCUCAGAUGAUGCGGAAGAUCUGGAUGCAAAUUCUUUUGAAAGAGAGGAUGACUUUUCUAGAAGAUUUUCUCUCGGUCCGCUUCCAGAUAGUGAAGGCGAAGAAAAACAGGGGCUUGGUGACCAAGCCGAACCUUUGGACCUACAGGAGUCUGGAUACUUCGCGUCCGAAUCAAUGAGUGUGAUUCAAGACCCUCUCUCUGAGCCCUUGUCAAGUCAGUACCUCGUAAAUAGUCAAGGGCCACAAGAUAGAACACGAGCAGGGUCCUUACCUCACACAAGCCCUCAUCGCCUCUCAAUCGGUUCAAGUACUGGACAGCGGUCAAGGAGCAACAGUCACCGCAGCCGCGCCAACACAGCGGACUUCGAUUCACCCCCACUCCCAGAGGAUGAUGGUGACAAUGAUCUUCCUUCUUCAACUUUACCUUCUCCACAGACCUCGCCUGGCAGUUCUAAGUCACCUCGAGCUUCGUCGAGUCCAAAGGGUAACAGCGUAAGCGGAAUUCCUCCGCCUCCAAGACGCCAAGACAGUCACAUGAGUGAAGCCAGUAGCAAACGUUCACGUGCUAGUUCUAGAGCAUCGAGACUGCCUGUGUCCAGUGGUAUUCCCACGUACGACAGCUUGCGUGACACUCAACCAGUCGAACCCUUUGAUUCACGUGAUCGCACGGCCAGUAUUCACAGCUCACCGCGUGAACAGCACGAGCCGCAAGAAUCACGGCGAAAUAGCAGGCAGGAACCGCCACGGACGUUAAAUGGGUUACACGAUGAUCGUGCGUCUAAACCCUCCAGGAUUGCCCAUGGUCGUCCUUUAAGAGCGAGCGUUUCGGGCGAUAGCCGUGUUUCCACGCCGCUCUUUCUUCCUAACGGGAACGGGCCCGCUCAGCCUAAAGAGCUCAACCGUAGGGGAAAAUAUCGCAACCCAGCGGCUGAUUCUGAGAGAGGUUUUGAUAGCGGCUUCUUUGGUUCGGAGGGAAGUCGCAUAUCACGGGGCCACGAGUCCCCUGAUAUUCCGCCCCCUUAUUACCCCGAGACUAAACUACGCAGUGCGCCUUUACAAGAACAAUCCGCAACAGAGACUGAAGAUGAUAGGGGCCACAUUACGGCGCCGAAACAUGCGCCAAAGUUAAUUUCUAGAAAUAGAGAUGCGAGGCGACGGAGGUCCUCCUUGCAGUCGCUGUCAGAAAGCGAGGAGGAUCGUUAUUUAGAGACAACUCAUUCCAAGCCUUCAACGAGAACGCCGUCGUCUCAAAGAGAACGAAGAAGUCAUCGACAUACUCCAACUCAUCCUGUCCCCCGAUCGGAUAACGAAGGCGUUCGACGACUGGACGAAUCGUUACGAAGGCAUACGUCUACUCCGAGCAUAAACGAAGAUACGGUAGAAAGAUCAGUGCCAAGUGCCGUGAGUAGGCGAACGUCUAGGACACCUGCACGCUACAAUAAGGGAACUAAUACUCCAAGAAGUACGGGCCCGCGGUUAGAUCAGUCCCGCCCGAUGGAUAAACAGAGCGUGCGCAGUUACCCGGGCGACCGUGAAUCCGUGCGGUCAGGACGGCGGUCAAGAAGAGGUGACGAUAGUAGCAGUGGAUACAGUGACAAUGAACGAAGAUAUCGCAGAGAUCCUAUUGAUAAACUGAGAGAGGAGCUUCAGAGCUUGCGUUCGCAACUGCAGCAAGACUCGAACGCUCGCGGAUUGCAAGCUCAGAUGUACGACGACCUCCGACGGAGGCACGACGAUCUGGAACGAGAGAUGGCCCGAAGAGGUGCCGAGCAACAGAUGGCGAACCUAUACGACAACCUACAGAAAAAAUACGAUGAUCUGGCGAACGAAAUGUCUCGGAGCAAAGAAAAUGCGACCACAAGCACGACACCUCAAGACGAUCUUAGAAGACGGAUCGAAGAACUAGCAAGGGACGUAGGAGACCUAAAGCGAAGAGAUCACCAGCGACCUUCUCGUUCUCGCUCUCCUUCGCCAGCUCCUGUAAAAGCACCCGCGGUCACUACGAUGCAGUUUUUGUGUCCGUUUUGCGGAAGUUCUGGCACUCAUAGUCACGGGAAUUAUUUCUAUCCAGGGUAUUCUGGACCAGAACAGGAAACCCCGACUGUUAGCACACGGACACCAACCUCGAGGCCUCGUCGCCAUACCGAGACGCAGACUCCUUAUAAUCCCGGAUUGACGAACACUUAUGUCCACCACCCUACUACCCCAGCGGCUACUUCCACACCGUACUCACCCUACUACCACAAUGUUGUUUCAUCGCCUAUGCAUCAUCAUACUCACACCUAUCCGGGAGCUGCGACCUCAUCGUCCGUAAUACCCGCGGGAGUUGUCCCCGGCGUGCCGGUGGCACCGCCAGGGGCGGUGAACGAAACCCCAACGGUACAUCAUAUCCAUCAUCUUCCCCGGGGGAGGUCUAGGAACCGGCGGGAUUAUGUAGUAUCCGAUAGCGAUGACUCUGAAAGUGACGAAGAAUACCCUGCACCUCGAAGCAGGCACGUUCGACUUAGAAGUAACCCAAGUCCAAGUCACAGCGGUUGGGGCAAUCACCAAGGAGAUGAAUUGGAGAGUUAUCGACUCCAUCAAUCGCUGGACGUGGCCAACAAAGCCGCAAGAAGAAUGCAGAAUAUCUCCAAGAGAAUGCUAAGUAACAUCGCUUCCGACUUAAUCCGAUCCGGCAAAAGAUAGCACGUGGAUACACAUUCCCAACUAUUGAAGUAGUUCACUCACUCUCGCUUCCCGGUCCAAGUCAGUUGUGAUCUUUACUCGCGGUUAGAUUCGGAAACAACUCUAGGAUAUUCUUGGUCAUUUGGUCAAACGAAAAGAAAACCUACUUUUUAAACUAUAGAGACGAGGUGCAUAUAUCGCCGAAAAUUCAUGGAAAGCCAUUCCUAAUGCUCGCUGUUAACUCCAUCACCAUUAAUAAGAUCAGAUUAUUUUUAAUAAGUUUAAAUUGAAUACUUCCGUCACGUGAACUAUUCUUUAACACAAGUCCUCAAUGCAUAAUGAACAAUACCACGAACAGUGACUUCGCGCUGGAAAUCCAUAAAACUAUCUCGCACCGUAUACUUUACACUGUUAUUGCAACAAAUUAGGCAAUGAUGCACGAAGUUAGAAUGUAAUUGAAAAAUUAUUUUUGUAUUUUCGAACUGAUUUUGUAGAGUAUAUAGCCUUGUUUUAUAUUCGUCUUUAUUUAUCAGAGUUUUUUUAUACCAAAUAUUCAUUCGCUUUUAUAUACCAUUUUAUUUAUUCAUACAUACUAUAUAAGAAUGGUUUCUUUAUAAUUUUAACAAUUUGCCUUAUAUUUUAUGUGCGUUAACUUUUUUAAGUGACAAAAAUACUUUACAUUUAGUUUGAUUGGUAUUGCAAGCACAAAAUUGAAAUUUUAAAGAAAUCAAGAGCGAUUCUGAGUUUAGCUGCAGUCGUUAAAGUUAGCGUUGUAAAUGAC